This is a messenger RNA of Myotis myotis, 1083 nucleotides long. RefSeq names its product ZW10 interacting kinetochore protein (gene ZWINT). Gene Ontology annotation, biological process: mitotic sister chromatid segregation; establishment of localization in cell; mitotic cell cycle checkpoint signaling. Gene Ontology annotation, cellular component: kinetochore; cytosol; dendrite. The transcript is spliced from 9 exons. The record is from RefSeq and is a predicted model, not a curated record. NCBI's taxonomy places the organism in Eukaryota, Metazoa, Chordata, Mammalia, Chiroptera, Vespertilionidae. Bases 101 to 949 code for a protein of 282 amino acids.
CCCGGCAACCAAUCGCCUGUCCCGGCGCGCUGUUGGCGGUGGGUCCAAAGCGAUAAGAGUUCUGAGGAGAGGAUCGGGCUGAAACGCUGCGCUGGGAAGGAUGGAGGCGGCGGAGACCGAGACCGAGGCCGAGGCUGCAGCCGUAGAGGCCCUGGCCAAGCUGGCAAACAUCCUGGAGCCUAUAGGUCUGCAGGAGGAGGCGGAGGUGCCCGGACAGAUCCUGGCUGAGUUUGUGAUGGAUUCCCGAAAGAAGGACAAGCUGCUCUGCAGCCAGCUUCAGGUAGUGGACUUCCUGCAGAACUUCUUGGCUCAGGAGGACAUUGUCCAGGGCCUGGACCCCUUGGCUUCUGAAGACAGGAGCCGACAGAAGGCAAUGGCAGCUAAGGAGCAAUGGAAAGAGCUGAAGGCUACCUACCAAGAACAUGUGGAGGCCAUCUCAAGGACCCUGAUCCAGGCCCUGCCCAAGAUGGAGGAGGCCCAAAGGAAGCAGGCACAGCUCCGGGAGGCCCUUGAGCAGCUCCAGGCCAAGAAGCAAGUAGCCAUGGAGAAACUCAGAACAGCCCAGAAGCAGUGGAAGCUGCAACAGGAGAAACGUCUACAGCACUUAGCAGAAGUUUCUGCAGAGGUGAGGCAGCGUCAGGCAGGAACUCAGCAGGAGCUUGAGCAGCUGUAUCAGGAGCUUGGAACCUUGAAGCAGCAAGCAGGGCAGGAGCGGGACAAGCUGCAGAGGCACCAGACCUUCCUUCAACUGCUAUACACCUUGCAGGGUCAGCUGCAGUCCCCUGAGACAGAGGCAGAGCUACCACAAGACGUGGGUCUUCCUGAGGAUAAGUCCCAGCUGCUGACCCAAUCCCGGGAGCAGACCAGAGGGGAUACCCUGGGAAGAGAUGGAAGUGUGUCCUCCAAGGGUGAGGGCCUAACGCCUACUGGACUUGCAAGCUUGCCAUGACUUCCUGGGGACAGCAACAUGGGAAAGGACCCUAGAUUAGGUAGACUGAGCUUCUGAGUACAGCCUGAUUUCUGACCAAGACCCAGAUGGGGUCAGGCUCUGGAUUCUGUUGAUUAAAAGCCUUGAGCUCUCAG